This is a messenger RNA of Zerene cesonia (dogface butterfly), 1730 nucleotides long. It is a transcript of the gene EloC, whose product is annotated as elongin-C. Gene Ontology annotation, molecular function: protein-macromolecule adaptor activity. Lineage: Eukaryota; Metazoa; Arthropoda; Insecta; Lepidoptera; Pieridae. The transcript is spliced from 4 exons. The record is from RefSeq and is a predicted model, not a curated record. Gene Ontology annotation, cellular component: elongin complex. Gene Ontology annotation, biological process: ubiquitin-dependent protein catabolic process. Bases 169 to 606 code for a protein of 145 amino acids.
CUUUUGUCGUCUGUCGAUUGUCAACAAAUUUCAGAUUUCAGAAAAUCACUAAUUUUAACCUAUUUAGUCAUUAAAUAUUUUAUAUUUAUCUAUAAUCUGGAUAAUAAUAGCCACUUUCCGGCUAACGACUGAUUAUUAUUAUAUCAAUAAUUUCCUCCAUAGUUAACAAUGUCGGAAGCAAAUGUUGGAUCAGCCCCUGCGUCUGCCGUGCCCUCGGCUACCAGUGUAGCAGAGGAACAACGAUCAGGAAGCACAGCUGCAGGAUCAGUUGCAACGGAGGAGAAAGUGUACGGCGGGUGCGAGGGUCCAGACGCGAUGUACGUGAAGCUGGUCUCGUCGGACGGGCACGAGUUCAUCGUGAAGCGAGAGCACGCGCUGACGUCGGGCACCAUAAAGGCGAUGCUGAGCGGCCCCGGACAGUUCGCUGAGAACGAAGCGAACGAAGUCAACUUCAGGGAGAUACCGUCACACGUGCUACAAAAAGUAUGCAUGUACUUCACAUACAAGGUCCGCUACACCAAUUCGUCUACGGAAAUCCCAGAGUUUCCGAUUGCACCGGAAAUUGCUUUGGAACUCUUGAUGGCUGCUAACUUCUUGGACUGUUAAUGUUGGAAACGUCUCGGAGAAAUGUGUUCUUUAUAAUGCAAUAUGGUUUAUGAGAAUUUUAAUGUCGUGUCAGCCUAUUUUUCGAUGAUCAAACAACUGUUUGAUUUUAUAGUUUUAAAGUAUCAAAAAAGUUUAUAGUUUGAGUGGCUUGGUGAUCGAUAAAUAGACUGCAAGUACUGGAAAUAACUUUGUAUGGAAUCUUUUUUGUCUAUACAUCCUCUUAAGAGAUGUUGUUUUAAUAAAUGUUCAGUUUGAUUCGUAAAAGUGCAAUAGUCGCUUUUAUCUGACUUGCAUUUUGAAGGGCGUAAUAAAUUUAAAUUAAAUAGCAAUAAAUUGGUACUUUUUCUCUGUAACUAAAAAAAAUCAAGCACCAUCUUAAUGUGUAAGCAUUUUUUUUACUUUAUAAUAUGCUAUGUCACUUAGUAUGGUGUGAAGAUUAAAGUUUAAAUGAAAAGUUCAAAAAGUAUUAAUACUUUAUUACUAUUCGAUUUCAAAUGAGGUACCUACUUAUGUAAUCAUUUUAGUGCAUUCACGUUUGCAUUUCUGUAUGUCCUUGUCAGAUCUAGUAAUGCCACCCUUUUAGCCUUAAAUGUUUUUUAGUGUGUAUAAGCUGCUAAGUUUUUAUAUUGCGAACUCUUAAUUAUUUUCUAAAUUUUUUUUUAAGAUUACCGUGUUUGUUAUUUAAAUACAAGACGAUCUUUGGAUGAUUUGUUUCAAAGAUAAUGAAUUUAACAGAUAACGUAGUUUCUACUAAUUUUAGACACUUAUUCUAGCUUCAAAUUUAUAUAAUAUAGAUAGAUAAGAAAGCACCAAUUAUGCGCGUGCGCAGACACCUAGAUAAUAGAUGAUAGACCUGCUAAAAUUACAGUUGCUUCAAAAUCGAAUUCGAAAUUAAUAAUAUAUGAGGGUACAUAUGUAAUUCACAUAUUUUUCAAAAAGAAAUCGCCUCUUUUGUUAAAGGAGGUUGGUGUUUAAACACCAUAUAUAAAUAUGAACUUAAUGUAAAGGUAGAAAUGAGACCUACUGUAUAAAGCAGUGUACGAACAUAAUUUAUUAAGUAUUUUGUGAAGCUGAAUACUUGUUCUCUAAUGUUUUGUGUUUUGCUAAUAAAUUUCUUAUAAAAA